CGCAGCUUCUGCGUGGGGAAGAGGCGGUGGCGGCCGAACCAGCGUAGUCGUCGCCGACGCCGCUGCCAGCCGCCAUGGAGGCGUACAAGCUCUGGGUGCGCAGGAACAGGGACCUCGUCCGAUCCCUCGAGUCCCUCGCCAACGGGCUCACAUGGAUACUCCCCGAGCGCUUCGCCAACUCUGAGAUCGCACCGGAAGCAGUAUAUGCACUACUGGGUAUUGUGAGUUCUGUCAAUCAGCACAUAAUUGAUGCGCCCACUGAGAAUCACUCAUUUGCCUCCAAGGAACAAUCUAUCCCAUGGGGUCUUGUUGUCUCUGUACUAAAGGAUGUGGAGGCGGUUGUUGAGGUUGCUGCCCAGCACUUUGUUGGCGAUGAUCGCAAGUGGAGCUUUCUUGCUGUUACAGAAGCAGUGAAAGCAGGUGUCAGGUUAGCUGCUUUUCGGGAGAGUGGAUACAAGAUGCUCUUACAAGGAGGGGAGGUGGUAAAUGAAGAAGAGGUGACCGUUCUUGAAAAUAGUUAUGGAGUAAAUGGUAAUGGAGUACCAGCCAUCUAUCCGAUGGAUGGACAUGCAGAAAAUGGUCACAAAACUAUGGCCAAGGGUCUGGAUGGUAAAAAUGGAUUUGUAUCUAAGAGUCUUGAGAAAAGAGCAGUAGCUGCUUUGAACAAAUUUGGUGAGAACGCAAAGAUGAUGUCUGAUCCUAUGUGGAUUCGGAGGCUCCAACCUACUCCUGAGCCAACUGUGAUGGUUGCCGAGAAGCCAACUUUGGCAAGUAUUUGGUCUGCUAAAGGCGGUACUGGGCGCUUGUUUGUUUUAGGGGAGGUUGUUCACAUAUUCAGGCCACUUGUAUAUGUACUUCUGAUCAGAAAGUUUGGAAUAAAAUCGUGGACCCCGUGGCUAGUGUCGCUAGCUGUGGAACUCACAAGUCUAGGCGUCCAUUCCCAUGCAACCGAUAUGAAUCACAGAUUAGGAAAAGUGCAUCAGCUCAGUUCUGCUGAGAGGGAUGAGUUGAAAAGGCGAAAGAUGAUGUGGGCUCUUUAUGUGAUGAGAGAUCCUUUCUUUGCCAGUUACAGCAAGCGUCACCUCCUGAAGGCUGAACAGGUUCUGAAUCCGGUGCCAUUGAUUGGCUUCCUUACAGGGAAACUUGUAGAGCUACUGGAGGGGAUUCAGACGAGAUACACGUACACAUCAGGUUCAUAGAGAUGGCCAAUCUGAGCCUGCUGCUCGCCUCUCGAUUUGCCCUGGCGGACAUGUGCUUUGUGCGAGUUGGUUGAUGGUUAAUGGUUAAUGGCUAGGAACUGGUGCUUAAUCCUGAAACCCGUACUGCUGUUUUUCUUGCCAACUGUGGCAUCGUCGUCUUGUGGCUGCGAAGCUGCAGCCACCUCGUUCGUGUAUGGCGGCAGAUGAGACAAUUCAUAAUCUAAGUAUAUAGAUAUAAAUAGUAGUAUUACCGGUUUGUUUGUAUUU
Zea mays is the source of this 1466-nucleotide messenger RNA. RefSeq lists its product as uncharacterized. The record is from RefSeq and is marked provisional. Gene Ontology annotation, biological process: peroxisome organization. The coding region runs from base 75 to 1199 and encodes 374 amino acids. The transcript has 8 exons. Gene Ontology annotation, cellular component: peroxisomal membrane. Lineage: Eukaryota; Viridiplantae; Streptophyta; Magnoliopsida; Poales; Poaceae.